AUGAGAAGACGUUGGGCUUACUUUACUCAGACGUUUCUGCCCAAGAUCCUGCGGGUGCACAGGCACAGUCGUCCUCGGCUCCACCAGCACCAGACAUAUGUGCAGGUCCCCAACGUUGGAUGUGAGUCAGCGCUUCAACCAUGUAAAUGUGCCAGUGCGCCGACGAAACGAGGACGGCCCAAUACGGCACAUGCGGCUUUGAAAACUUGGAUUCUCGAUUGCAGCGUCAGAGCUGCGAUAGAGGUUAAGCUGUCCCCAAGCAUGUUUGUCAGAUACACCUAG
Molecule: messenger RNA, 282 nt
Organism: Pochonia chlamydosporia 170
Lineage: Eukaryota; Fungi; Ascomycota; Sordariomycetes; Hypocreales; Clavicipitaceae
Exons: 1
Coding region: 1-282 (93 amino acids)
Source: RefSeq, a predicted model, not a curated record